Molecule: messenger RNA, 1809 nt
Organism: Acanthaster planci (crown-of-thorns starfish)
Lineage: Eukaryota; Metazoa; Echinodermata; Asteroidea; Valvatida; Acanthasteridae
Product: protein phosphatase inhibitor 2-like
Biological process (GO): regulation of signal transduction
Molecular function (GO): protein phosphatase inhibitor activity
Source: RefSeq, a predicted model, not a curated record
UCCGAGUGUUUGUAUACAUUUGCAUUGAUUUUGUUGACUUUGGGCGCAGCAUGGCAGAGAAACUGUCAGAAAAUCCUAAAAAGGGCAUUUUGAAGGCCUCUGGACAUUACGAAGAUCCCGCUAACAAGCCCGAGGAUGGCAUCAAGUGGGACGAGAUGAACAUAUUGGCCACCUUCCACCCGGAGGGGAAGGACUACGGCCAUAUGAAAGUGGACGAGCCGGACACGCCCUACAACAAGUACACAGAUCCGGACGAGGAUGACAUUGACGCUGACCCUCAGAGCGAGACUGAAGACGAUAAGGUCCUGGACUCCGGAACACUUGCUGACAGACUAGAGAUGGACACGGAAGACAGGAGGUGGUGGGACAAAGAGCCUGGGGAAGAGGACGAGAGUGACGAAGAGGAUGAAGAUCUGAUGUCGCCAGAGGCCCAAGAUCGGAAGCGCAAGUUUGAGCUCCACCGCAAGCAGCACUACGACGAGGCCUCCAAGUUGAAGCUGGCCAAGCAGCUCAUAGAGCAGGACGAGGAGGAGCUGAGACGUCUGGAGGAGGAAGAAGAGGAAGAGCAGCGGAGGGGGGAGGCAGAGGAGCAGCGAUUCGAGGAGCAGACGACCCAAGAGAGUAAAGACGACGCGCACUCGUCAGAAGUCAAUCGUUGACUUUCUUCCCCGUCCAUAUUUGUUCCCCUCCUCGGUAUUGCAGGGAGGCAACUUACCGGUAACCCUGUACAUACCGUAUGACCCGGAUCCAGUGUCAUAAAACUAGUCAGUUCCAGUUGGUCUGAUUGGGAGUGUGUGAUCUCACCCAUACGCCAUUCAUUGCCCAAAAAGCAGCCUUGAUAUUAAUCACAGGCCUGAGUAUCACUGUUUAGCUGCAUUCCUCAGCGCCAAUGUCCAGUAUAAUCAUACUUCUUGUUCCCGCUCAAGCCUGGACGGCACAUGGACCACACUCCUGUGUGUCUGUGAAAUUGGGUCUACCGCACUGAAUAUUUACCACUUUAGUGCCAGCACAGUAGCACUUACCGGGACUGCCAAGAAUUUUCCCUGUAGUAUUUAAGAAUUGUUGCCAAAUACUACUCAUGUAUUGCAAUCUAGAAUACAUCCUUUGAGUGCAUUUUUUUCCAAGUAGCUAUAUACAGAUUUUUACAAGCAUACAUGUGCAGUGUAUUGUACACGAUGUGUUCUGGGAAAUUUGUGGAUAUUGAGAAUUUCGUGGAAUGUUGAGAUUGUUGUUCAACUUUACAAACCACUAUUGAUACAAGCAAAGGAUAUUGAAACGCAGUGUAGCUAGUACCUAAAUUUAACUAGGAUUUGUCAAACCUCGAGAUAAACAAUAUUCAAAGCUGGUACAUACGGUCAGCAUGAUUAGACAGGCAGCUGCCAUUUGUCACUGGAAUAGAGCCCAAGUUUAAAUAACAUUCAUAUUCAUGAUUGUGUAUACAUAUUCAUGAAAUGACAUUCAUAUUUAUCUUUUGUAUUCAUGAAUGACAUUUAUCCUCAUGAAUAUGUAUUUUCACACUGCUCAGUGCCAAAUUUUACAUGUGCAGGGAAUCAUGCAAAGAUACGUACUACUGAUCUUCCUGCACAAGAUUUUCCCUUUUGCAAAUAUGUACAAUGUAAUUGCUCCAAUACUUUUGUCCAGCCAUCACAUUUCCAAAAGCUCUGAGAAGGGUAAUUCCAGAAAUUAAGGGUCCAAAAGUGUUACAGUUUCAUGUCCCAGUUACAUUCGAUGUUUGCUAUUUGACAUGGAAAUAUCACCGGAUUUGAUUUCAAACUAUUACUAUUUGUUUGGCAGGUAAUUUGCAUUAAA